GAGGCUCUUCGCUCCUACUUCCCGAGAAGAGUAGAAAUCGAAUCCUUCGAGUCUGUCUCAGAGAAGUGGCCGAGAAUGGGGGUUUUGAGAGGACACGGUUUGAGUUUUGACGGCUUUCUCGUUGAUUUGAUCACCGCCGUCGGAUGCCCCAAAUGUUUCCGCCAUGUCUCAAUGAAGCGAUCGGCUCCGCCUUUGAAAUCACUCGCCGCCGUAGCUACUGAAACCACCGCCAUGUCUUCUCCGAUUCCACACCGUGGCGGUAGAAAGCCUUGGGCGGCCGGAAGAGGCUUCUCCGACCGCCAAUACCGUGGCGGGAGAGGCCCACAGUUCUUUGCCGGAGACUCACCAGACCCUAAUUACUCAGGGCUUGGCAGAGGGGGAUGGCACGGUUCUUCGAAUCAAUGGCCACCGCCGGCAUACUUGCAGAGCCAAAGCCAACAGUUCCGGCAGCCGUCUCCGCGUUACUACUCAAAUCAGCAUCAAUUCCGGUCACCUCCACCCUUCGUUCAAAAUCAGAACCACCAACAGUUCCGGCAGGCUCCGCCGUUUGAUCGGAAUCAAGGUUUCCGCCCCCAUCAGCAGCAGCAGCAACUCCCGCCGAGGCCGCCGAAGGAAUUGCUUUUCCGGAAUUGGGAGUAUGCAAAUGUUUUUCCUCCUCCAAAUGCAGAGAGAUUCAUUGUUCUUUCUUAUAAUAUACUGGCCGACUAUCUAGCCGUCAACCACAAGAGCAAACUUUACUUCCACAUACCUCAGCAUAUGCUGGCUUGGCAAUGGAGAAAGAGAAGUAUAGUUUUUGAGCUUGGCUUGUGGAAAGCAGAUAUAAUGUGCUUUCAGGAAGUUGACAGAUUUCAGGAGUUGGAAGAUGAGUUGAAGGGAUCAGGGUACAAUGGAAUCUAUCAGAUGCGGACAGGCAGUGCUACUGAUGGUUGUGCCAUCUUUUGGAGAGAAUCAAAGGCCAAUGUGGUUAAAUCAUGCAUACAACUUUUGAUACUAGGUUUAUCAACACCAUUGGUGGUGAUCUUAUUUUCAGAUUUCACCCUCAGGCUUACACGUGGAUUUGUUACCUUCCUUAGAUUCAACUUGGUCCACGAGGAAUCUAUUGUUUUCAAUAAGUUUGGACUGCGGGAUAAUGUUGCUCAGAUAUGUGUGCUGGAGGCAAUAAGUCAAAGUUUGAAUUCUAAUGCAUCAACUCUCUCUGCAAGCUCAGCAGGUUCUAAUAAAGUUGUUGUAUGCAACAUUCAUGUGCUGUACAAUCCUAGAAGGGGUGAAAUAAAGAUCGGUCAGGUGAGAAAGCUUCUUGAAAAGGCUCAUGCUGUGUCAAAAUUGUGGAAUGAUGCUCCAGUUGUUCUUUGUGGCGACUUCAAUUGUACUCCAAAGAGUCCAUUGUACAACUUCAUCUCCCAACAGAAGUUAGAUUUGUCUGAAGUGGAUAGAGAUAAGGUAUCAGGACAGGCUUCUGCAGAGAUUCGAGCUCCUACAAGGACAGUCUAUUCUGGUGGUAAACCCAAUCAUAGUUCUAGUCCUGGGACUCACUCCCCCAAUACUUCAGUUGAAGUUGUACAGAGAAGGGAAGAAUCAGAUUCUAGAUCUAGUAUGACUGUGGGUCAAAGUCACGAGUCAAGUAAUUCUAUAGAAGAUACCCGAAGAAACUUCAAGGAUCUCUCAUUAUCCCAUGAAGUAUCUUGCUCUGGGAGCAGAUCAUUUCAUUCUUUACAGCCAAUUUCCGACAGUGCAAGUGGAUCUAAUAGCGUCAACCAAGUAGAAGAUAGUCUAGAAUCCGAAUUUACACAAGUGUUCAGCAAGUUCCAGUCUGAACUCUCCAUAACUGGUGAAGAUGAAAGCAGUUUUCUAGCUUCACUGCAUGACACUAAUGAUACCUUCUCUGAAAUUGCUAGCUCAGAUUUAGAUCAAUCCAGUGGAGAAUUUGGAACGGGUCCAAAUGAUGAGUCUAAGGUGCAUUCGCCAACCAAUGAGUUGGCCAAUGAUUCUUCUGAGAAUCAGAACUUAGUGGAAGUUGUUGAUGAGGUUUCUAUCUAUGAUCCAUCGGUCUGGACACCAAUGGAAAUAGCUACUGCUACAGGUGACGCAGACUGUACCUGCUUACAGCAUCCUUUAACUCUUAGAAGCGCUUAUACCCAAGUUGAGAACCAUUCAGGAACAAGAGAUCCCUCUAAUGGAGAACCUGAGGCGACUAGCUACAACAGGCAUUUCUUGGGCACAGUUGACUACAUAUGGUUUUCAAAAGGUCUGCAGACUGUGGGUGUACUUGCUCCGAUACCAAAACGUGCGAUGCAGUGGACAACUGGGUUCCCGACAAAGAAAUGGGGGAGCGACCAUAUCGCGUUGGUUUCUGAACUGGCCUUCACUCCGACUGGCAACCUAGAAGAAGGCGCCCGACCAUCACAUGCACAAGAAGCAUCUGGGAAUGGAGGCGGCCAAACAUAACGUCUUCGGCCUUGAGGUUUAGGAAUGUUUCUGAGUUCUUACUCUUUGAACUGAUUUACUUUAUUCUCCAUCCCUAAUCUGAGGUAAGAGUGCAGAAGCCUUGCGCAUUCUCUGUGUCAUACUAGGUUCAUGGCUAGUUCAUUUUCUGUAGUAGCAACGAGUCCUGUUGUGUGUGUGAUGUGUACACCUAGUUUAAGCGGCGGUGAUCGAAGCCAUACAGGCAUGCAUAGCUCCUUGUGUCGGAUCCCCUAAUUCGCAGUGUGAAAUUUAACAACUUUUUAAUGCUGGAACUGAGAAAGGGUUGAAGAAAUUCAUCUCUUUACUCACAACAUCUCUGCUAAAAAUGUGGUUGAUGGUUCUCUACGAAAUUAUACCCCUAUGGCUGGUCCAGCUUUGUCUGUUCCUUUGUAGGCGGGGACCUGAAU
Messenger RNA from Linum tenue, 2870 nucleotides. NCBI's taxonomy places the organism in Eukaryota, Viridiplantae, Streptophyta, Magnoliopsida, Malpighiales, Linaceae. The record is from the annotation of a GenBank genome assembly.